UAAAAAAUCAUCAUAUAAUAAUCCAGAAAUUGCAAUACAAAAGAAAAAGGGAGGUUUGUGAUGAUUUUUCAAUCUUUUCUACUAGGUAAUCUAGUAUCCUUAUGCAUGAAGAUAAUCAAUUCGGUCGUUGUGGUCGGACUCUAUUAUGGAUUUCUGACCACAUUCUCCAUAGGGCCCUCUUAUCUCUUCCUUCUCCGAGCUCAGGUUAUGGAAGAAGGAGAAGAAGGAACCGAGAAGAAGGUAUCAGGAACAACAGGUUUUAUUAUGGGACAGCUCAUGAUGUUCAUAUCGAUCUAUUAUACGCCUCUGCAUCUAGCAUUGGGUAGACCUCAUACAAUAACUGUCCUAGCUCUACCCUAUCUUUUGUUUCAUUUCUUCUGGAACAAUCACAAACACUUUUUUGAUUAUGGAUCCACUAGCAGAAAUUCAAUGCGUAAUCUCAGCAUUCAAUGUUUUUGUUGGUUGGUUAAUUGGUCACAUUUUAUUCAUGAAAUGGCUAUUAGAUCUAAUAAGUACCUUGUGUCAGAAUUGAGAAAUUCUAUGGCUCGAAUCUUUAGCAGAAUGCCGUCACCUAUUUUUACUAACAAACUGAAACAAAUGCUAGAAACGAACGAAAUUGAGGAAGAAACAAAUUUAGAAAUAGAAAAAACUUCCGAAACGAAGGAGACUAAACAGGAAGAAGAGGGAUUCACCGAAGAAGAUCCUUCUCCUUCCCUUUUUUCGGAAGAAAAGGAGGAUCCGGACAAAAUCGAUGAAACGGAAAAGAUCCGAGUGAAUGGAAAGGACAAAACAAAGGAUGAAUUCCACUUAAAAGAAGCAUGCUAUAAAAAUAGCCCAACUUCUUAUUCUGGGAAUCAAGAUAUUUCGAAGUUUAAACCNAUUGGCUGA
Ipomoea triloba (trilobed morning glory) is the source of this 888-nucleotide messenger RNA. RefSeq names its product protein TIC 214. The transcript is spliced from 5 exons. NCBI's taxonomy places the organism in Eukaryota, Viridiplantae, Streptophyta, Magnoliopsida, Solanales, Convolvulaceae. The record is from RefSeq and is a predicted model, not a curated record. Gene Ontology annotation, cellular component: membrane. Bases 61 to 888 code for a protein of 275 amino acids.